Molecule: messenger RNA, 1590 nt
Organism: Geosmithia morbida
Lineage: Eukaryota; Fungi; Ascomycota; Sordariomycetes; Hypocreales; Bionectriaceae
Product: Pfam:DUF803
Exons: 3
Coding region: 1-1590 (529 amino acids)
Biological process (GO): magnesium ion transport
Cellular component (GO): membrane
Molecular function (GO): magnesium ion transmembrane transporter activity
Source: RefSeq, a predicted model, not a curated record
AUGGGGCUGCCGGGCGGUCUCUCUCCUGCGGGAGGCAUAGCCCUUGGCAUCAUAGUGGGAAUCAUCUCGACGAGCGUGCAGAGCGUGGGCCUGACGCUGCAGCGCAAGUCGCACAUACUGGAAGAUGAGAAGUGGCCGCACGAGAUGCGACGGCCGCCGUACAGACGGAGGCGGUGGCAGAUAGCCAUGGGCAUGUUCCUGAUGGCCAACAUAGUGGGUAGCUCAGUGCAGAUCUCGACGCUGCCGCUGCCGGUGCUGUCGACGCUGCAGGCGGCGGGGCUGGUGUUCAACUCAAUAUGCGCGUCUGUCAUCCUCCACGAGCCCUUCACGCGCUGGUCGUUCUACGGGACGGCGCUGGUGACGACGGGUGCGGUGCUGAUCGCGACGUUUGGUGCGAUCCCGGAGGCGGCGCACGACCUGGACGAGCUGCUGGUGCUGCUGGCGCGCAGGCCAUUUGUGGUGUGGAUGAUACUGCAGGGCGUCUUCGUCGUGGCCGUCGCGGUGGCCAUGGAGGUGGUGUGCGCCGUGACCAACCUGGCGCACAACAGCGGGCGGUUCCGGCUGGUGCGCGGCAUCGUGUACGGCAUGAUUAGCGGCAUGCUGUCGGCGCACGCGCUCCUGUUCGCCAAGUCGUCGGUCGAGCUGAUCAUCAGCACAAUCAGCGGCAGCAAGCGUAACCAAUUCGCCCACUGGCAGUCGUGGAUGAUAGUCAUGGCCCUGGUGGCCCUGGCCCUGAGCCAGCUGUACUACCUCCACCGCGGGCUCAAGCUGGUCUCCACCUCGGUCCUGUACCCGCUCGUCUUCUGCGUCUACAACAUCAUCGCCAUCCUCGACGGCCUCAUCUACUUUGACCAGACCAGCCUCAUCUCCCCGCUCAGGGCGUGCAUCAUCGCCCUCGGCACCUGCAUCCUCCUGUCCGGCGUGCUGGCCCUGUCCUGGCGCCUGAGCGAGGAGCAGCACACCCCCGGCGUCGGCCAAUCAUCCCUCGCCCCCGGUCUCGGACUCGUCGAGGACACCGAGGGCGAGGACGAUGACGACGGCGACGACGACGGACGCGGCGAAUCAUCCUCCCUCCUGGGCUCCGAAUCCGCCAUCGAAGACUCGGACGCCUCCGGCUCGGGAUACCAGACCUUCCCCCCCGUCGCCCCCAACGGCACCGAGGCCACCUUGCUGACGCCCACCAAGAAGAAGGGCUACCGACGGGCCGAGCGGGCCGAGAUCUGGGACGAGCUGCAGGACCAGGACACCCCCACAUCCCCGGUAGGUCACCUCCGCCCGAGCACCUUACCGGGUCGUCGCACCCUGUCCGGCUCAGCCUCGGGCCCCGAGUCGACACCCCUCAUCCUGCCGCCCACCUCGCGCAAGGCCGUCGGCAGCCAAAGACCCGGCCAUGACUCUGCCGUGCCGUCCUCGCGCCAUCGGCGGAGACGCAGCACCGGAUUCCCGGGCCUCGUGGCGCGCAGGAACUCGCGCAGGAGGGGCAGAGGCGGCGACUCCUCCCCCUCCCUCCGGCAGCAUGCUCCCAAUCAGAUGGUGGAGGGACUGGAGACUCUCAUCCUCCAGCAGUCCCGGUUCAGGCGCCGCUUCUGA